This is a messenger RNA of Talaromyces rugulosus, 1530 nucleotides long. RefSeq lists its product as uncharacterized. The coding region runs from base 1 to 1530 and encodes 509 amino acids. Gene Ontology annotation, molecular function: protein dimerization activity; RNA polymerase II cis-regulatory region sequence-specific DNA binding; DNA-binding transcription factor activity, RNA polymerase II-specific. The transcript has a single exon. NCBI's taxonomy places the organism in Eukaryota, Fungi, Ascomycota, Eurotiomycetes, Eurotiales, Trichocomaceae. Gene Ontology annotation, biological process: regulation of transcription by RNA polymerase II. The record is from RefSeq and is a predicted model, not a curated record.
AUGUCUCAAUACACCAUGGCAAACCAACAGUUUGAUUCUCACUUCGGCAACCCUAAUGGCAACGACGCCGUCGACCCUUCGGACCUCACCAUGCAAAAUGGCAUGUUCAUGCCCUACUCUUUUGGCUCCCAGCAGAAUAUGUCUGCAAGCUACAACAUGGGCAACUCUGGUAUUGACACCGACGAACUGCUCGACCUUGACCUCAAUGGCCAGAACGGGGUCCAGCGCAACGACGGAAUGGGUUUUAUUCAGGACCAGCGUCAGAACCAAGGAUUAUCCAUGAGUCAUCAGAGCCAGAUGACUGGGGUGUUUUCUCACACACCAGAGGGCGCCCCGAUGCACAGUCCGUUCCUCCAGAACAGCUUCAAUAACUUUGACCAGUUCCAGGGUAUGAAUCAACAUUCUCAGAACACGCCUGCUCACCUUAGUGCACCCAAUCACUUUGAUCAGAAUUUCAUGAACGGCAAGACUCGGCCUAGUAUACAGACCAUGGACCGAUCCUCCUCGGACGUGAGAACACCCAUGACUCCGAAGACACCCGCCAUUGGUGCCUUGAAUUUGGGCACUCCAGAAUCUGGCAGCUUUCCGUCCCAGCCCAUCCGCGCAGGCAACCUUCAGCACCGCCACCAGAAGACCUUGUCGAAUCAAUGGGAUGGCACCCCGGGAAGUGGUCAGUCGUUUAUUGAGUCUCCUAUUGCAUCGCCAAACAACCACCAGUCGCACCAUGCUGGCAUCUCCGAAGUUUUCAAGUCCGGCAAACAUGCAUCCCUUCCGGCCAAGGUGGAUACCCAGAGCGCUCAAGCACUGGAGUCCCAGGAAGCUAAACGUCGGCGGCGUAGGGCUUCCCAUAAUAUGGUGGAGCGCCGCCGUCGCGAUAACAUCAACGAGCGCAUCCAGGACUUGUCGCACUUGGUGCCCCAACACCGCCUGGAAGAUGACAAAGUCCGCAAGCAGCUCAUGAACAACUCUACACUGUCGCCGCAUGGCGGUAGUAUGAGCCCACCCAAUGCCACCUCACUCUUGGCGGGUGGGAACGGCCGUCGAGCCACGGCGGGUAGUAUCACCAUGGGCCUUCCCAUUGAAGAAAAGGAGAAGGGACCCAACAAAGGUGAUAUUUUGAACGGCGCCGUGAGCUGGACGAGGGAUCUCAUGUGGGCCCUUCACGUCAAGAUGCAGCAAGAGGCUGAAUUGGCCGAGCUCAUUUCCAGCUUGGGAGGUACCUGGCCGUUUGAACAAACCGAGGAUGAGAAGCGGAUGCGAACUGAGCUUCUUGAUGCUAUGGAGAAGAACGACCCGACUAGUUUCACGUACAGCCGGGCUCCCGGAAGUGGGCUUCGAGUGCCCAAGCACACAAACAUUGCUGGAAACGCUGUCCAGAACGGUGGCCUCAGCCCACAAGACUUGAGCCCAGCGUUCAACAGCGGCGGCAGUGGAGCAAACAGUGGUGGAGGACAGCCCCAGUUCUGGAGCAACUCCGCUCAGAAUGGAGGAAUCUUCAAGGAGGAAGACGAGUACUCCAUGGAUAUGUAG